Messenger RNA from Gavialis gangeticus (Gharial), 1775 nucleotides. It is a transcript of the gene YWHAZ, whose product is annotated as tyrosine 3-monooxygenase/tryptophan 5-monooxygenase activation protein zeta. Gene Ontology annotation, cellular component: cytoplasm. The record is from RefSeq and is a predicted model, not a curated record. The transcript is spliced from 5 exons. The coding region runs from base 43 to 780 and encodes 245 amino acids. Gene Ontology annotation, biological process: signal transduction. Lineage: Eukaryota; Metazoa; Chordata; Crocodylia; Gavialidae.
UUGAAUAAUGCCUUCCUAUUUUUCCUUCUCAGAAAAAUCAGCAUGGAUAAAAAUGAGCUGGUGCAGAAGGCCAAACUGGCUGAGCAGGCUGAGAGAUAUGAUGACAUGGCAAGCUGCAUGAAGUCUGUGACUGAGCAAGGAGCUGAGUUGUCCAAUGAGGAGAGGAAUCUUCUCUCUGUUGCUUACAAAAAUGUUGUAGGAGCCCGUAGGUCAUCUUGGAGAGUAGUCUCAAGUAUUGAACAAAAAACGGAAGGUGCUGAGAAAAAGCAGCAGAUGGCCCGAGAAUACAGAGAGAAAAUUGAGACUGAGCUAAGGGACAUCUGCAAUGAUGUGCUGUCUCUUUUGGAAAAGUUCUUGAUUCCUAAUGCUUCGCAAGCAGAAAGUAAAGUUUUCUAUUUGAAAAUGAAAGGAGACUACUACCGUUACUUGGCUGAGGUUGCUGCUGGAGAUGACAAGAAAGGGAUAGUGGAGCAGUCGCAACAGGCAUAUCAAGAAGCUUUUGAAAUCAGUAAAAAGGAGAUGCAACCAACACAUCCCAUCAGAUUAGGUCUGGCCCUAAACUUCUCGGUGUUUUAUUACGAGAUUCUGAAUUCCCCGGAGAAAGCCUGCAGCCUCGCAAAAACGGCUUUUGAUGAAGCCAUUGCUGAACUUGAUACAUUAAGUGAAGAAUCAUACAAAGACAGCACGCUAAUAAUGCAAUUACUGAGAGACAACUUGACAUUGUGGACAUCGGAUACCCAAGGAGACGAAGCUGAAGCAGGAGAAGGAGGGGAGAAUUAACCAGCCUUCCAACUUUCAUCUGCCUCAUUCUAAAAUUGACACAGUAGACCAUUUGUCAUCCAUGCUGUCCCACAAAUAGUUUUUGUUUACGAUUUAUGACAGGUUUAUGUUACUUCUAUUUGGAUUUCUAUAUUUCCCAUGUGGUUUUGUUUAAUAUUAAGGGAAUAGAGCCAGUUAACAUUUGGGGAAUUUAUCUGUUUUCAUCUGAGGUGGCCAAUAUAGGGUUGUGAAAUUUUUAUACAAGUUUUACAUGUUUGGCAUAGUACUUUUGGUACAUUGUGGCUUCCCACAAGACCAGUGUUAAACAGCUUCCUAUGUCAGGCAAAGAAAACCGCUUGCAUAUUGGUCUGUCACAGUCAGGGUGGGGUGGGGGGAGGGAUAAUCGGUUGCAGCCACAGGUGUAGUUAGUGCGAGUACUUCAAAGCUGGAGCAUACAUGGCUGUGAGGGAACCAAUGUCCCAUGGAUAUUGCAUGUCAAGCAUGUGAAAUCUAUGGAAUAUAAUCACGUGUACAUCUUUGAUUGCAGCUGAAGUGUUCCUUGAGACAGUCUGAUAACCCAGUCCACUUUUUCCAGAGAAGGGCAGAAACGGUUCACAUUCCAUUAUUUGUAAAGUUACCUGCUGUUGCUUUCAUUAUUUUUGCUACACAUUUUAUUUGUAUUUAAAUGGUUUAAGCAACCUAAGAACAAAUGUACAAGUAAAGAUGCAGUAAAAAUGAAAUGCUUGAUAUCGAUAACUACACUGUAUAUCGAGCACAGCAGUAAAACAAACCCAUGUAUUUAACUUUUUUUUAGGUUUUUUGCUUUCGUGAUUUUUUUGAUACUUGCCUAACAUGCAUGUGCUGUAAAAAUAGUUAACAGGGAAAUAACUUGAGAUGAUGGCUAGCUUUGUUUAAUGUCUUACGAAAUUUUCAUGAACAAUCUAAGCAUAACUGUUAAGAACAUGUGUAUUAAGUUGAUGUAAGUGGAAUAAAAGUUUUAUGAAUGGACUUUUCAA